AGUGUUUGUGUUUGUAUUUCGUUGUUAUUAUAUUUCGUUUCUGUAUUGUUCGUCAUGUUACAGCAAGCCCCCUACGUCACGGCCGCCGCCGUGACAGCGGGCGUUCUCGGCAGCGUGUACUACAUCUACCACAUCUACCAGAACAGAAAGAGGUUACCAACGGAAUGGACGCAAGUCGGUACCCUGGAGCAUAUCUACGCGUACCCGAUCAAGUCGUGUGGGGGUAUUGCCAUGGAGACAGCUAUGUGCACGACAUUAGGGCUGAGGGACGGCUGGUUAAGAGACAGGGUGCUGAUGGUUGUAGACCAGAAGGGCAACUUUGUGACGGCCAGAAACUACCCGGAGCUCUUGUUGGUUCAACCCAGCGUGCGGAACUCUAUCCUCACUCUGAAGCACCGCGACAUGGAACCCGUCUAUGUCAACCUGGCUGAGGUGGUUGCGUUGCAGAGCCCCAAGACAGCUGUGGUAUGGGGAGUGACGGUGCCUGUGCUCGACUGCGGGUGGGAGGUCUCUGAAUGGUUUUCUAGGCUGUUGGACAUGUCUGCGAUCAAUUUUCGCUUAGUGUACUACGCGACCCAAAAGCCAAGGAGAUUGGACCUUAUGGGGAACACGUUUUAUUACAAUAUCACCAAGAAUGACACGGGAGCGCUCCCAGAUGAGACCUCGUACCACGUAAUCAACGCGGCAUCCGUCGCCGACCUGAACGCGCGGCUGCGGUCGUGUCAGGUCACCCACCACACGUUCCGGCCAAACUUCGUGGUACAAGGCCCGCAGCCUUAUGAGGAGGAUCGUUGGCGGUUCCUUAAGAUUGGAGACAAUGUGUUUGAGGUCAUCAAGCCGUGCUUGAGGUGUGUACUGACAACGAUCGACCCGGAAACAGGCGUGCGCAGAGAGGAGCGGGAGCCGCUACAGACUUUAAAAACCUACCGUCAGAUCUCGGAUCCUGAGGAGCGCCGCGCGUCGGGCUGCGCCCCCCGCAUGGGCCUGCAGCUCGCGCUCCGCUCCGGCCGCGGGCUCGUGGCCCACCGCGACCCCGUGCUCGCCGCUUGA
Molecule: messenger RNA, 1050 nt
Organism: Cydia fagiglandana
Lineage: Eukaryota; Metazoa; Arthropoda; Insecta; Lepidoptera; Tortricidae
Product: mitochondrial amidoxime reducing component 2-like
Exons: 8
Coding region: 55-1050 (331 amino acids)
Molecular function (GO): catalytic activity; pyridoxal phosphate binding; molybdenum ion binding
Source: RefSeq, a predicted model, not a curated record